Molecule: messenger RNA, 597 nt
Organism: Tripterygium wilfordii
Lineage: Eukaryota; Viridiplantae; Streptophyta; Magnoliopsida; Celastrales; Celastraceae
Product: kxDL motif-containing protein 1-like
Exons: 3
Coding region: 41-412 (123 amino acids)
Biological process (GO): lysosome localization
Cellular component (GO): BORC complex
Source: RefSeq, a predicted model, not a curated record
UGGCGUGAAAAGCCAUGCUUUAUCUUCUCUGUGAUCGAAGAUGGAGCAGAAGGAGACAGAGUUGAUCAAUGCGGCGUCGCGAGAAGUGUCUGGCGAGUUCAAAACACUAAUUAACGACAACGAUUUGGACUCCCUCAAGCAAUCGCAGAACCUCAUAUUGGGAAGAUUACAAGACAGUAAUGCUGUCCUAUCUCAUUUCAACGAGUAUUCAGAGCAUUGCUUUGCUGAGGUUUCUGGCGAUUUUUUAAGAAAUACGCGUAUAUUAAAGUCUAUGAAGUCAGACCUUGAUUAUAUUUUUCAGAAGCUAAGGAGCAUGAAGGCUAAAAUUCUGGCGACCUAUCCAGAUGCAUUGCCUGAUGAAUCAACAAUAGAAGUACUCGACGGAAGACCAGAUCUUGAAAUGCCUCAAUAGAAUUAUUACAACAUGUCAACAUGUUUUCAUGCUUAUAUCAUUCGGUGUUGUGGAAUACAAAUGCGUGAUAAACAUGUUGUGGAAUUGUUUUGCUUCUUUUUAUUGUUGAACAAUUUCUUACCGAUAUGGAAUGAGGUUUUUGUAGAUGUACUGUACAAAGCAUCUGCAUUUAACCUGAUUACAUC